AUGUCAAGUUCAAACAGUGAUUCAUCAUCAGAAGAUGACCUGACAAGUUCAGUGCCUAGUUCCCGACAAAUUGUACAAUCACCGCUGUCCUUUGUGACCAACGUUCUGGCAGCAGAGGAAACGGAAGAGUCUGUCAUGUUUCCCGCAGUCAAACGUUCCAAUAGAAUCCUACUAAAAGAGCCAAGCAAAAGAGAUAUGAUUAUAUAUAAGCGGUAUGUUAACUUCGAACGUAGAUCUAACCCGCAAUACGAUCCGGAUAUUCACAUUGUAAUGACCGUAAGCAGCGCUUUCACCAUUGACAGCACCGUAGACGUAAUUCCACCAACAGUUACGAAGACUUCUAAAGAAAUAUACCAAAAUUAUAUACAGAAAAAUAGCGGCCGUGUUACCGUACCAGCAGCAUCCCUCGCUUUAUAUAAAAAAUAUGUUAACUUCAAUCAACUACAGCACUAG
Parnassius apollo (apollo) is the source of this 453-nucleotide messenger RNA. Lineage: Eukaryota; Metazoa; Arthropoda; Insecta; Lepidoptera; Papilionidae. The record is from the annotation of a GenBank genome assembly.